Messenger RNA from Alternaria alternata, 3499 nucleotides. RefSeq lists its product as hypothetical. The transcript has 3 exons. Bases 217 to 3411 code for a protein of 1064 amino acids. The record is from RefSeq and is a predicted model, not a curated record. Gene Ontology annotation, molecular function: protein binding. NCBI's taxonomy places the organism in Eukaryota, Fungi, Ascomycota, Dothideomycetes, Pleosporales, Pleosporaceae.
AACACACAGCCCGGUUCACAGCCAGCUCGGCCAACGGCAAACCCACGUCGACUACCAGCUUACGCUACGUACAAGCCUAACGAGCUCCGGCUCUAGAGAGAUUGCACCCCAGGUGCCUUUAAGAGCUGCAGCCCCGCCGGUCGGACGCGAUCACCAUCGCUCACUAGCCUCUUCACAGACAGCCUCGGGUUAGGCUUCUCCGAUAACGCCGCCGUCAUGGCGCAUCGACAACAACACGACAAUUACGCGCAGCCGCAGCAGCAAUAUUACGACCAAGGAAGACCACAGCAAAGACAGCAGCAGCAAUACCAGAAUUACGACAACCACUAUGACCAGCAACAAUACUACGACUACGACUACGGCUAUGACCAGGGCGGCAAUGAGCAAUGGAAUAAUGGCCAUUAUGACCAGCAGCAAGGAGGGUGGGGCAAUGCGCAGCAGCAAGGAGGCUACCAAGAUGUGAAUGGGUACUCGAGAUCAGCACAGCCAAAUCAGGGCCGCAGACACCCGCCGCAAGACCAGUAUUACCAGGAAGAAGCGUACAAUGAGCCCUACUAUCAGCAACCACCACCCCAACAAGGUCAAGGACGAAGACCACCGCCUCAGAGCCAGCGUCCUCCGCAGCAGCGACAGGAUUCGCGAAGCCGACCAACAGGUCGAGGAAAUGAACCGCCGUCCAACCCACAACAAGGACGUAGUGCGUCGAGACCACCAGGCCUGGAUCGUUCACUCUUUCAACCAACAUCACCCAAGACUCUUGCUUAUGACAACCCCUUUCCGACUUUCCCAACGCAGAAGUCGCAGCAAGGUGGCUCGAAACCUCUCGACCAGAGCAUGGCACAAAUGAACAUCAAGGAUAGCGGAGGACAAGCGAAGCCCGCGGGCUCAUCUGGGCGAGGACAACACAUGCCGCCUCAGAAUCGAGGCCCACCACAGCAGAGGUCGAUGCCUAAUCCCCGGCAGGACUCAGGGCAUUUUGAGGGCCAGGGCCAACGCCCUGUCCCUAACCGGAUGCCAUCUGGACAGCGACCACCACCCAUGAAUGUCGAUGCUGGUAGAGGACAACAACCACAUCGCACAUCGGAUCCCAUGUCGCCUUCGAGGCGAGCUUUCGGCCCAAAUACACAGCGAUCUGCAACGAUGCCUCAUACAACACCAAGUGGAGGCCAAGGGGCCGGCUACAGUGGUCAGCAAGAAUUUGCCGAGCCUGGUGCUGUGUCCGGCUACUAUGGGCCUGUAUCACCAGAUUACAUCCCUCCCAGGCCUUCAACUGCUGGUGGUGUGAAACAAAACGGACCUCCAAUGCAGCAUGGGCAAAGACCUCCCAUGCCUCAGGUGCCACAACAGCAGCCACAGCCGCAAUACCAGCCUCAAGCCCCGAACCAGCAGCAACAGGCUCACAGCGAAGAACAAGGGCUAGACAACUUUUACGAUGACUAUUAUGGACAGGAAGACUCAGCGAUAGAUAUGCCCAAUUUUGAUGCUAUCCCGGAAACCAACAACAGGCAUCGGAGAGGCGAUUCAAUUGACAACCACUUAUCCCCGUCCCAUGAUCUGAGCGCUUACGCUCCGCCAGCUGCUUCUCAAGAUAUGGGGCAUAAUAACCCCCAGGGGCAGAUGCAGCGAAGCCGGUCACAACCUGAUCUCAACGGGCAGUAUGCGAAUGGUGUACACGAAAUGGCUGCAGAUGCCCCGCCAAUGCCAGGUGUGCCAAGAGCAAACACCGGCUUUGGAGGACCCAAUGGUUUGCCAAAUGGCGUUCGAGGACGACAACCGCCUCAGAGGGGCAUGGCGCCUGGUGGCAUGCAGGGCGGACCACCUCAUCAAGGUCCAAUGCAUGGCCAACCGCCCAAUAUGGACCCAAGAUAUGGGCGUCCUCCACCUGGGCCCCAGAGGGUCUACUCAGACGACACUACCUACUCAGAACCACCUCCGAACACAAUGAGGAACUUCGCGUCGCCCGCACCCGGAAACCCUAUCCAACGACCAGGAACAGCUGCACCCGCACCAAGUCGCAAUCCGAGCGACCCAAUGGGCAGAAGACCUGGUACUACUCAACCGCAGUCGAACCCAGAUACACUACCGGCGCAUCCAAUGCCUGUACGACAAGGCCUCAUGCAGCAACAGCCACAGGUACCGCAGCCCCAAGCACCUCAAAAUGCAAGGCCACCACCCGUCAGACAAUACAACAGUGAACCUGGGCGUGCCAGCUACGAAAGCAACCCAUCCACACAGCGUCACAGUGGACAAGGUGCAGUGUCACACCCUGUUACCUACGAUGAGCUCAACAGAUUGCGCAACACAUUUAAGCAAAAUCCGGCCGAUGUUGUUACGGGUCUGAAACUAUCGAAAAAGCUUGUAGAAGCAUCGAGCGUACUUAUCGACGAAGGAGGCACAGCUGACUCUAGGACAAAGAACAAAAAUCGCGAGAAGUUUAUCCUCGAGGCUCACAAGAUCAUCAAGAAGCUAGUCAGCAAUGGUUCCCCAGACGCCAUGUUCUAUCUCGCCGAUUGCUACGGGCAAGGAUUGCUUGGCCUGCAAGUAGAUACGAAAGAAGCGUUCACGCUCUAUCAAUCUGCUGCAAAGGGUGGCCAUGCUGCAAGUGCUUAUCGAACAGCCGUUUGCUGCGAGAUGGGCCAUGAGGAAGGCGGUGGCACCAAGAAGGAUCCCCUCAAAGCCGUACAGUGGUAUAGACGUGCUGCUGCAUUAGGAGACACACCUGCGAUGUAUAAGAUGGGCAUGAUUCUCCUCAAGGGGCUCCUCGGCCAACAGAAGAACUUCGGCGAAGCCAUCAACAUGCUCAAACGAGCCGCUGAUCGAGCAGAUCGAGACAAUCCUCACGCGCUCCACGAAUUGGCACUCAUCUACGAAGCGCAAACCGGCAAUGAACGCGUCAUACGCGACGAGGCAUAUGCAUUAUCGCUCUUCCACCAAGCAGCUGAUCUCGGCUACAAGUUCUCUCAAUUUCGUCUCGGACAAGCCUAUGAAUACGGACUUCUGGGCUGCCCUAUUGACGCGCGCACGAGCAUAGCUUGGUACACUAAAGCAGCUGCUCAGGAAGAACACCAGAGUGAACUCGCACUUUCGGGCUGGUACCUCACGGGUACAUCUGGUAUCCUCGAGCAAAGCGAUACUGAGGCUUAUCUCUGGGCACGGAAAGCAGCGUGCGCAGAGCCACCACUACCAAAAGCGCUUUUCGCCAUGGGCUACUUCACCGAAGUGGGCAUAGGCUGCCCACGGAGUUUGGAUGAGGCGAAACGGUGGUAUGGACGGGCUGCAGCGUAUAAAUUUCCCAAAGCUCAAGAGCGACUUGAAGAACUCAAGCGUGGUGGAAGCAAAGUCCAGAUGAAGCGAGAACGUCUUAGUCGGACAAACCAGAAACAACAGGAGGAGAAUUGCACCGUCAUGUAAAGGUCUGUCGUGCUAUCAUCUGGAUGGGUUUCUCUCUCGCAUUGUUCAUGUGCAUCUGUUUAGUCCUGCUGGCGUUUGGCAUGGCGUU